GAGGGAAACACGGGGAGAGAGAGAGAGAGAGAGAGAGAGAAUAAGAGGAAGGGAGGGAGGGAGUGAGGGAAGUGAGGCUGGCUGUGCUCUCUGCACCGCACCACUCUCUCCCUCAUUACCAUUCCAGACACUGCCUUCUCUGAGGAGAACCCUUCGCUCUGUUUGAAACGCCAAUCACCGCUGGCUGUCCUUUCAUCCUCGAUCACACGCACCGAAAGCACGGGCGAGAGCGGGAGCCCCGCAGAUGCCGAGAGGAUUUCCCGCGCUUCUCCAUCCGACCAAAGUUGCUCUGAAAAAGAAGAAUGCACUCGGAUACGGCCGUUUAGGAUUGCAGGAUCUCGACUAGACGUUUUUUUUUCCCGUCUGCGAUCUCCCCAGCAGACUAAUCAGUGCUAAGAGGACAGAUGGGCAUCCUUUAAUCCGAGUGGUAAGGACUUUACUUCCUCUUUGCUUUUUAUUAUCCACUUUGGCCGUGGCAUCGGUCCGUCCUGCUCCGUCACAGCUGCACCUCUACUGGAAAAGGCGAGAACCGGACCGAGGAACUCGAGGCUGAAGGUGGGGACGUUAGUGCUGGCACGUCCUGUGUGGUCACGAAUUGGACGAUACGGUCGGAUCGUACGAACUGCCCUUCUUGCGCGGUGUGAACCGUCGUACCCUGGAUGUAGACUUUCUGUAAAGCCGUAUAUAUAAAAGGAUUCCUGUAGACUCAUGUUCCUGCUGAGAUGGCAGACAUCAGGCACGGGCAUGUCUUUCCCAUCUGCCGGGGUCGGCAGCAGUCUGGGCAAUAUCUGCUGAGUUAGGGCCCCCCCUCCGAGGAAACCUUCCUCCAUCCUCGUGUGCCCACACACUCCUUUAACAAGAUGAACACAACUGAGCUGAACCAGAGUGCUGUGACCUUCUGCCUCCUGGACAUUAGUUACUCCCAGAUCUUCAACACGUGCCUACUGGAAGUCGUCGUUAUCCUCUUUCUCACCGUGCUCAUUAUCUGCGGUAACUUGGUCGUCAUCUUUGUAUUUCACUGCGCACCUCUACUCAGCCACCAUACCACCAGCUCUUUCAUCCAGACAAUGGCCUACGCUGACCUGCUGGUGGGAGUAAGCUGCCUCAUCCCGUCCCUGUCUUUACUACACCACCUGAAAGGGCUGGACGAGGAACUUACCUGCAAGGUGUUUGGUUACAUGGUGUGUGUGCUGAAGAGCGUCUCCAUGGCCUCAUUGGCGUGUGUCAGCGUGGACCGUUACGUGGCCAUUACGCGGCCGCUGUCCUAUGCAGCCUUGGUGACCCCGUGCCGUCUCCGUGCUUGCAUCGCGCUCAUCUGGCUCUACUCCUGUCUAAUCUUCCUGCCGUCCUUCUUUGGCUGGGGCAAGCCUGGGUAUCACGGAGAUGUUGUCAAGUGGUGCUCGUCGUCCUGGGCCACCCAGCCACUCUUCACUGCCUUCAUCGUGGCGGCGCUGUACGCGCCCGCAGCCCUCACCGUGUGCUUCACGUACGCCCAUAUUUUCCGGAUAUGCCGUCAGCACACCCGACAGAUCAGCGAGCGCCGGGCGCGGUUCGGCCCGCAGGAAACCGAGCCGGGAGAACCACCCGGACCUGACAAGCGUUACGCCACCGUGCUCUUCCGCAUCACCAGCGUGUUCUACCUGCUGUGGCUACCGUACAUCAUCUACUUCCUGCUAGAGAGCGCUGGAAUAUACCGCCAUCCUGCAGCCUCCUUUUUGACCACGUGGCUAGCGAUCAGCAACAGUUUCUGCAACUGCCUCAUCUACAGCUUGUCGAACAGCGCCUUCCGGAAAGGCCUCAAGCGCCUCUGUCUGAUCUGCAUAAAACGCACAGACACCAAGAAACCCCCGGGAGUGCCACCAGCUCCUCCUCGCCCGGCCUGUCACGUGUAGUGCCCAGUACGGACUGUACUGAGAGUGUCGCGUAUUGUGUCUCGCCAGCUCGUCUCGGUCGGUGGAAACAGGCCUGUUUUGGCAUCUGGGUGGCGUUCCCAGGUCUUUCUCCCAGAGAGUCUGGUCGUCUUCGUGACCAAAUCCCCGAGGCAAACGAGUCACCUUUCACCCCGACUGUCAAUGUUGACGGGGCUGUUAGGGCUGCUGUUUCGUGCAGCAUCGAAUAACUGUUCUUUAUGCGAAACGUGAAAAAAAAAAUCAUAUCGGUAAUAAUGAUGAUAAAAAAGAAACCCUCGUUUUUGCAAACUAAAUGCUUAUGUACGUCAUCCGUCAAGUCACGUGACCUCUUAAACGAGCGACGUCGUAGUAACGCACUAGCAUCGAUCAACCUUAACCAGGCAGUGCUGACGUUUCUUCUGUUUUUGGGACAUUUUCUAUCAAGUGUCAGCAGAGAAACCUGUGACUAAUCAUGUGCCACGUUAUCUCCUCCUUACCGCUAGCUGCUUCUUUAGAAACGUACGUUUGGCCGAUUGUAUAACUUUGCCUCCGGUCACAGGGCGGACGUACGGGCGGAUCAGCAGACAAACGGACCAUUCUGCCUGACUCCAGACCGCACAAAAGAUGCACUUUCUCACUGGAAGACACGGGACCUCACCGCAUCGUUCUCUCUCUAGUCUUGCGCCGUUUUUAAAAACGUCCUCUUCGUCACCCGCGGGCGGAGGUGAUCUCGGAAGACGACCCUCCGUCCUGUCGACUCUUCCGGAUCUCCGGAUUCCGGGUCGUCCGGUGAUGUGACGUGACGUGAUGUUUCCUCAUUCCAUGCAGCAUACGUGUAGCACAGCUGUCUUGGCAUGUUUGGUUUACUUUCCCCCGAAUGGAGUUCUCUAACUAUCGUGCUGUACGCCUUAUGGUAAUAUUUAUCGGGGGGGGGGGGGGGGG
Ictalurus punctatus (channel catfish) is the source of this 2831-nucleotide messenger RNA. RefSeq names its product probable G-protein coupled receptor 21. Lineage: Eukaryota; Metazoa; Chordata; Actinopteri; Siluriformes; Ictaluridae. Gene Ontology annotation, biological process: G protein-coupled receptor signaling pathway. The record is from RefSeq and is a predicted model, not a curated record. Bases 861 to 1892 code for a protein of 343 amino acids. Gene Ontology annotation, molecular function: G protein-coupled receptor activity. Gene Ontology annotation, cellular component: membrane. The transcript has a single exon.